Molecule: messenger RNA, 1206 nt
Organism: Condylostylus longicornis
Lineage: Eukaryota; Metazoa; Arthropoda; Insecta; Diptera; Dolichopodidae
Product: fork head domain-containing protein FD4-like
Exons: 1
Coding region: 1-1206 (401 amino acids)
Biological process (GO): regulation of transcription by RNA polymerase II; anatomical structure morphogenesis; cell differentiation
Molecular function (GO): RNA polymerase II cis-regulatory region sequence-specific DNA binding; DNA-binding transcription factor activity, RNA polymerase II-specific
Source: RefSeq, a predicted model, not a curated record
AUGCCUCGGCCAUCACGUGAAACGUACGGUGAUCAAAAACCACCUUACUCCUAUAUAUCAUUAACAGCAAUGGCAAUUUGGAGUUCUCCAGAAAAAAUGCUACCAUUAAGUGAUAUUUAUAAAUUUAUAACCGAUCGUUUUCCUUAUUAUCGGAAAAAUACUCAAAGAUGGCAAAACUCUUUACGGCAUAAUCUUAGUUUUAAUGAUUGUUUUAUUAAAGUUCCACGCCGUCCAGAUAGACCAGGUAAAGGUGCAUAUUGGGCAUUACAUCCACAAGCAUUUGAUAUGUUUGAAAAUGGUAGCUUAUUAAGACGAAGAAAACGUUUUAAAUUACAUAAAAAUGAUAAGGAUACUUUAAAUGAAGAGUUGGCAGCAUUAGCAAAUUUAAAUCGUUAUUUUUUUACUAGUACAGCAGCCACCUUACAUCAUCCAAUGGAUUUACCACCAAUACAUCAGGAUCCAGCAUUAUAUGGUCGUAUACCACCACCACAUCCACAUGCAACAUAUGCGGCAGCAACAAUGUUACCUCAUAAUAAUACAUCACCACCAUUAUUAAGAUCUACUAUAUCACCACCAUUAUCAGUAGAUUGUUCACCAUUGACUGGUAUAACAUCUGAUUUACAAACAACUCCUUCCUCGUUUGAUGCUAGUCGUCCAAAGAGAUCUUUUACAAUAGAAAGCCUUAUAACACCAGAUAAAGAUGCCACAUAUUGUAUUGACGAUACAAGCAGUACCGAUGAUCUUAGUAUUGAUAGUAAAAAGAGUAAGAAAUCAAAGAGUAAAACUGAUUGCGGAAGUAUGAAGCGGAAAGCUUCAAAUCGAGAUGAACAUUUUGAUUUAGAUGAACAAAAUUCUAAAUUAACUAGAGGAACUACACCAACGCCUCCAAUACCAAGAACAGUAUUACCUCCUUUACAUACAAUUAGUGCGGCAGCUGGUCUACCGUUUUUACAUUAUCCUCCAAAUAAUCCAACAAUAAAUAUGAAUUACGAUUUGCCAAUGCAUCCACUUUUAAUGAUGCAACCUGCAGCAGCAGCUGCUCUAGGAGCAGGAUUACAUAAUAGUUAUUAUCAUAAUCUAAAUGUUUUACAACAGCAUCAACAGCAGCAACAACAACAACAACAGCAACAACAGCAACAUCAUCUCCAACAUCAUCAUCAUGUUGGCGACAUUAAUAGGAUUGCGUCUACUUUAAGAACAAUUUAG